This is a messenger RNA of Cryptococcus amylolentus CBS 6039, 1053 nucleotides long. RefSeq lists its product as hypothetical. Gene Ontology annotation, cellular component: nucleus. Bases 56 to 979 code for a protein of 307 amino acids. The transcript has 5 exons. The record is from RefSeq and is a predicted model, not a curated record. NCBI's taxonomy places the organism in Eukaryota, Fungi, Basidiomycota, Tremellomycetes, Tremellales, Cryptococcaceae. Gene Ontology annotation, molecular function: nucleic acid binding; exonuclease activity.
GUGACCAAUCGACAUUCAUCGCCUCCCACCUAUAUCUACUAAGUCUACGUCGCAAAUGCGCAGACUUCCUAAGGCAAAGCUAGAGAAAGAAGAUAUACUCACCUUCGCCCUCCAACCUUCCGGGCUCGUCUGGAAGUGGGGUUACCCAGACUCCAAGGACAAAUCCCUCUCUGGCAACACCGCCGGAUCUACACCGAGUGGAGAGGGCGAGCGGCAAAGAUGUUACCGCUGCAAGUCAUUUUACACUGUCUCUUCCGACCUUGCCGGGAAAGAACGCGAGUGCAGGCAUCAUUAUGCCACGCCGAAGCCAGUGCCGGGAAGAGGAAAGAUCUGGAGGCAUGAGUGCUGUGGCCGGCAGCAUUAUUCGGAGGGAUGCUCUUACAAUUAUCAUGUGUUUCGCCAUAACAACGACGACAAAGCGUUGGCCAAGAGGGAAGGAUACAAGAGCGUGAAAGAGUAUGCGGAGGAUGGCGAGAAAGAUAAGGAUUGGGUGGAUGUGGUGGCACUCGAUUGUGAAAUGAUAUAUACUCUGGCCGGGCUGUCCCUCGCUCGAGUGACCAUCAUCGACACUGCUGAGAAGGUCCUUCUCGACGAGUUCGUCAAACCGACGCAGAAAGUCAUCGACUACAAUACCAAAUUUUCGGGCAUCACUAAGACCAACCUGGACGGCGCCACCUUGGAUGUCGAGGGUGCUCGUGCAGCCGUGUGCAAGUUCAUCGGUCCUGAGACCAUCAUUAUCGGCCACGGCCUCGAGAAUGAUCUCCGCGCUCUGAGACUCUUCCAUGACCGACUCGUCGAUACCUCCGCUCUCUUCCCUCAUCCACGAGGCUUACUUCGCCGUCGUGGGUUGCGCGAAGUUGUCAAAGAGAAGCUGGGAUAUUCGAUCCAGGACCUUCAAGACAAAUUGGGUCAUUAUUCUGUUGUUGAUGCGACGGCUGCUGUGGAUUUGGUAAGGUGGAAGAUGCUCAAGCGUCGCUGAGAUCUUGGACGAUGCUGUCUGCGUUUGGAUAUCAGGUUGUUGUCAGUGAUAUGAAUGCAAUGUAUGUGCUGUGG